Austrofundulus limnaeus is the source of this 260-nucleotide messenger RNA. RefSeq names its product syntaxin-6. The record is from RefSeq and is a predicted model, not a curated record. Gene Ontology annotation, molecular function: SNAP receptor activity. Gene Ontology annotation, biological process: Golgi vesicle transport; intracellular protein transport. Lineage: Eukaryota; Metazoa; Chordata; Actinopteri; Cyprinodontiformes; Rivulidae. Gene Ontology annotation, cellular component: membrane.
GAAAUGAAAGAACAGAUGUUUAGUCCAGCUGCUGACAGAACAAACAAACAGGUUCUGUUAGGAGAGCACAGUUCUGAUAAAUACAGCCGACUGGACCGCCAGCUGCAGAACGCCAACUCCCAGUUCCUGGAGGAGCAGCAGGUCCAGCAGCAGCUGAUCACAGAGAAACAAGACGAGCAGCUGGAGCUGGUGUCCGGAACCAUAGGGGUUCUGAAGAACAUGUCGGAGCGGAUCGGCAUGGAGCUGGACGAACAAGCUGU